This is a messenger RNA of Seminavis robusta, 1812 nucleotides long. Lineage: Eukaryota; Bacillariophyta; Bacillariophyceae; Naviculales; Naviculaceae. The record is from the annotation of a GenBank genome assembly.
GAUGGGAAUGGAAAUCUCUUUGGCUUCUUGGUGGGAUUGAAGGGUUCUGCAGUGUUUUAGACUAGCUCCAUGAAGCUAGCUAGUCAGUCGCGUUGUGACGCUGGAUCUGACGCUGAUGAGUGCGGACUGACACCGGGGCGAGCUACGAAAACGGAAGCCAGCUGGCCUUGUAUGCCCUCUAGCUAGUCGGGAUCGGAACGGAUCCGGAUGUGGGACGGGAUAUGUUGUGCUUUGUCGGUAUGCAUGGUCGAGUGACAGUCCUUGGAGGCGAUCCGAUGCGACGGAAUCUAUCGCAUGCUUGAAGCCACGUCCUGGCAGCAUAUACCAGUAUUCGAGUCGAGCGAGUCCUCAGUCUAGUCGAGUCCUUGCAGUGGAGUCGAUUGGUUGCAACGACGGGAUCUAAUGCUUACUGGGCUGCAUCGAGCAGUAAUGGUUCCACGAAUUUGGUUGUAAGCUCACAAAUCAAGAAAGCAAAGCAAAACAUUCGAAAACACACACACACAACUACUAGUAUCUCUCAAGAUGAAAAAGAACUCAAAUUUCUCGCUAGCAAGUGCAGCCACGACCGCACUAGCCAUAUGCCUGGCUGCUGGGCCAGUAAAUGCAACGACAUUCUUAUCACUUCAAGAAGAACUUGCACGGGCCAGAUCAGUUUGGAAUUUUCAGGAUCGGGGUAACUACGACUAUCAAUACACCAAACAAGACCUUUUGUCGCACCAAGCUGAGUAUCCAUGGACUGUCAAAGUCCGUUCUGGCAUUGUACACGAGGUGAGGAGGAACGACGGAACAGUAGUCCUCCCUAAUCCAUUCCCUCCAACGAUUGACGACUUGUUUGUCACAAUUGACGAAGCAGUCAAUUUCAAUGUGCACUCAGUCGAUAUCGAGUACAGUGAUACACAUGGCUAUCCAGUGGAUAUCGCUAUUGACUAUGACAAUCAAAUUGCCGACGAAGAGAUCUUUGUCAGCAUCUCGGGCGUUCAGCAGCUCCCCUCGUAUAGUCACGCAGCCCUUCAAGCGCAGCUCACAAACGCCAGAAACCUCUGGGAUUCCUUUCUUGUGACUACGUACACUUUCAGCUACGAAGAGCUGUGCCUUUCAUGCUACAACUUGAACUAUCCUUGGGGUGUGAAUGUCAGGAACGACGAAAUCAGGGCGUUGGACGCAGCAGGAACACUUGUCGGAAGCAGUACUGGUACAACUGUUCCAGAUCUCUUUGACAAGCUGCAGCUCGCCUUGGACCUUCGAGCGCACGAAAUUCAAGUAUCCUUUGAUGGAAGCUUUGGGUAUCCAACGAGCAUCUACAUUGAUUUUGAUGCAACGUUGCCGCAUGAGGAAGUCAGCCUGAGAGUUUGGAACAUGAACAUUCUGAACAACCCAAGAGUAGACCUUGCUGAGGCCCGAAAUCAGUGGGAAGCAUUGGGUCUCCCCAGCUAUGCAUAUUCUUUCCAAGAGUUUGGCUUCCACACAACAUUCGAGCAAAACCCCUAUCCAUGGAGAGUGACAGUAUCCAACUACCAGGUUGUUUCCAUUGUAGACGCCAAUCAAAACCCAGUCGCGUCCUUGACCUCGCUACCGUCCAUUGAAAGCAUAUUCGAAACCAUCCAGGCCUCCUUCGACUCAAAUGCAGAAACAGUUGAAGUGACCUACAACACCGAAUUGGGAAUCCCUGAAUCUCUUUUCAUUGACUACGACCAUGAUAUUCUCGACGAAGAGCGCCACUUUGAGAUUACUCAGUUCACUGUCAUUACUGUCAUUGACUUUUGAACAUUCUAAUGUACCCUGUUCUAUCAGCACUAGUAUUUCUUUAUGUUC